Molecule: messenger RNA, 5530 nt
Organism: Caenorhabditis sp. 36 PRJEB53466
Lineage: Eukaryota; Metazoa; Nematoda; Chromadorea; Rhabditida; Rhabditidae
Source: the annotation of a GenBank genome assembly
AUGGAAACGAGACGCUCAAAUCGUAUAAAACGACAGAUCGAAAAUGGAGAAAACACAGCUUGUGAAUUCGAAGAAAUUAAUAGAGGAAAAAAUAGAGCGCUAAAACGAAACCAGCAGGUCAGUAAACAGCUCAGCAAAACAUUUAAGAAGGAAAAAUCGCAGAUAGUAGAAUCGAAGGUAUGCUACACAUUUCAAUUAGCUUCAAAUGUUUCAGUUUUAGAAAGUCGCAUCGCAUUCCAAGAAAACGAAACCAAUGAAUGAACCAAAAAAUUUCAAAGGUGAACAGUCCACAAUACUUCGUAAGUCCUCUUUCGGAAGUUUGACCUCAAUGGCAAACUUCAGUUCGUCCACGCCGCUCAGUAACUUCAAAAAAUCCUUCUUACUUGCAAAACAAAGAGGAUAAUAUGAUAGAAAUUUCAUCUUCCUCGUCUUCUGUCAGCGAUUCGGACUCGGAUAUGGAAUCGCGUCGUUUUCGAAAAAUCGAAAAGCAUCGUUUAGGGAAAAGACGAUCGAACAGUGCGUCAGGUCCUUCAACCUCUUCACAAAAUUUCUCAAGAAAGCGUUCCAAAACGCAACAAGAAAGUUUAUCUGUAGACAGCUACGAGUCGAUCUCAGACUGUCAAGAAGAACAGAAACAUGAACCGAUAAAAAAAGAAAAGAGUCAAUGCAGAAAAACUAAAAAUAUAAGAAGUUUGGCUGAUUCAAAUGAUGUUAACUGUAAGUGAUUCGAAAGUAUAUGAGUUUCCAUUCUCAAUUUUAGGGCCAAGGUGUCGUCCAGCUUCAAUCGCUCGUAAAACCGGUAAUCCUGCUGGAAGUAAGGUUGUCAAAAGCGGUCUCCGAAUAGCAGCAAAACAGAAGCCACAACAGCCAUGGAAAAAAAAUCUUGCUAAUUAUGAAGCAGAUCGUAAAUUUGCAAAAGGAGAGAGAAGAAUGAAAGAGUAUAUAACAGUGGCAGCUGCAUAUGCACUCGGAAAAAUUGAAGAAGUUAGCUAUGAUGAGUGUUACAAGGUGAGUAACUAUCAUGUUAUGAUCAGUGAAGAUCAUCCGAGAUAUAGAGCAAGUUACGGAUCUUAACUUUUCUCGGGCCCUUGUGUAUUGCUCAGUUUGCCCAUCCCAAAUCGUUUUCGUUGUUUCGCUUUCACCGCCGAUCGCCGCCUAAAAACCGCACUUCUCAUUUUGCGCAUUCUCGACCGUUUUCAGACAGAAUUGGUUUUGAGAAUGAUAAAUCACGUAAAUACAGGCAUUUUGAGCGCUCGAACCGCGAAAAUUACCGAAAAGCAACUGAAAUUCACGCAGUUUUAGCCAAAAACCUUCAAACGGAUAAAUGUGAUUUGCGACUUGACCAAAUUUAAUGCUCUUGCGCUUAAAAAAUUUGUAAUAGCCUAUACAAUCGGUCUAUCGAGAGACAAAUGAGAAAUUAUCGGUUUUUCGUGGCUAAUCUGGCAAAAAACACAAAUUUUGCUGUUAAAAUUUGAAUUUCGCGCCAAUGUAUCGCUCUAUUGGGCGGGGCGCACUUGCGCCCAUUGUCAGCUCUGGAGACCGCCCCUAUUUUCUAAAACGAAAAUAGUUGUGACGGAGAAAUUAAAAAACGGAAACGUGAACUUGAAAAUGUUUUUAGAAUCAAAAAAGCGCAUUAGAGCGUUAGCACAUCGUGCCCAGGUCCCGAAUGUUUUGAUGUUUUGGGUAUUUGUAGAUACACGAAGAAAUGAAGAGAGCAUACCACGAGGGUCGAAAAAUUAUAGAAGCUCUUGAAAAGAAAGAGAAAGACGAAAGGAAACUAAAAGAAAACGAUUCUUCUUCCGAUGAUGAAUGGGAGGAAAUGGAUCAUUUUCACCCCAUUAUCGACGAAAAAAUCGAACUUACAUUAGAAGAUGAAGAAGAAGUUGAAAAAGAUUGGUGGGUAGUGUAUCUGAGACAAGAGAUUAACAAAUUAAUUCGACAAACUUGGGAAAAUACUCACAAGGUGAGUGAUUUACACAAGAAGGCGAGAUCUCAAAACUAUCUAGGUGCAUCUUCUCUGCUUUAUGAUCCAUCUGAAAUCUGUCGUGAAGCACUCGUUAGACGAAGGACUAGUGCCGUCUCUGAUGGUGUCUCAAAUACCAUCCGGCUAUCUGAAGUAUACCGGCAAACCAAUCCCAGUUGAUGUGCUUCAAAAUUUAGUCAAAUGGUUUGCGGAUGCUUUCCGACCAUUGAACGGAGGUAUCACAAUAGCCGCAAUUCAAGAUGACCUACACGAAGGUCAUCAUGCUCGAUAUCCUGCCACUCGCCGGUGAUUAUUCUUUGGGAUAUUUCUUCAAUUUUUUUUUCAGAUUAACCGCUCUUGUAGGAUUGAAACGUUUCGAAACUGAUUUAGAUCGAGCCACCGUAAGAAAAGUCUUGAAAUAGAACAUAUUAUUUUUUACAGAUGCUUUUCUGUAUUCUGUGUGGUCUAGAGGCAAUUGUGAGAAUCUGCGUUAACGCUCGCUCAAUUCAACGUAGAUGGGAUUCGAAGCAGCAAGCGGAACUGCAAGAAGGAAUUAAUAGAUUCCGCGGUCUCAGUCAGGAUAGAAUCGUAACGCUAGCCUCUGAUUGUCCGCCUAGCAGUGCGGAGGAUGAAGCAGAACUAAAAAAAUGCAGCAAAAAGGCUGGCAACGCGAAAUCUAAAGGAAACCAUGAAGAAAGGAACUAUUGGGUGGAGUAUUGGCAACCACAGGAGAAAAACUGGAUUUGUGAGUUUUCAAUCAUGUGUAGGGACAAAAAAGUGAUUAAAAACUUGCGAAUUUUGAAAAAAACAAGAUUUCAUUAAACAACGACAUUUUUUAGCUCUUCAACUGGAAGGCUUCUGGACUUCAGAAUCUAGAGUUCCGAAACUUUGAAAGAAGUCGGAUUUGCACUUUUUAGAGACACAAAACUUCCGGGUUUCAGAAUUUGUCUAGAAUUAGCGCAAUUGUAUAAUUGCUAAACCGCAUUUCACCUGUGUUAAGGCGCGCCUGCGGCGCACGCGGUGCCGGUUCGGUUUUGUUCGGUCCGUCUUUUUUUCUGCUGCCCUCGCUGAACAUCCAAAAAGAAAGACAGACAGACAGACAGACAGACGCCACUUGUAAUACGCAUAAAAAAUUUUGGCCCGGUUGCUCUUCUCUAAAAAAAGUUAUAGCGGAAAAACCAAAAGGGGAUAUUUCAGUGGCCGCUACUGUAUAUAUAAGGAAGAUGUUUGACAGUACGGUACUACAGUAGUGUUGAGCGGAAUUCCGUCUGCCGUCUUCCGUCUUCCGUCUUCAGUGGAUUGUUUUGUUCCGUCUGCAGUCUUCCGGGAAAAAAGUUUUCUUUCGUCUGCCGUCUGCUGUCUUCCGGAUUUCAAAAUUCCAUUUCCGCUCAACUCUGUUCUACAGUAAUGAUCACUGAGUGAUCCUGGGAAGGGGCGGAGCCAGAUGACACUAAUUUUAAAAGUCUACAGUCCAGGUACCCACUGUACCCUAUGCCAAUCAAAUCGGGGCACGAUGAGUUUUUCGUGCCAGGCUUUCCUCGGGUCUCUCAGAAAUCGUCUCUUAACACAUAAUUUACGUUGAGUAUGGUAGAGAACGUUUGUCGGACUUCUUCGGCAACACACACAGUACAAUUUAAAAAAAAAAUCUUUGCGAUUUAGUGAGUCCGUGACAAAAGGUCGGAAAACCAAAAAGGUCGGAAAACCAAAAAGGUCGGAAGACAAAAGGUCGGAAAGCCAAAAGGUCGGAAAAAAAUGCCAAAAGAUCGGAAAAAAAUGACAAAAGGUCGGAAAAAAGUGACAAAAGGUCGGAAAAAAUGCCAAAAGGUCGGAAAAAAUUACAAAAAGCCAGAAAACAGGUAUUUUAGCAGUUUUUCCGACCUUUUGGCAUUUUUUUCCGAUCUUUUGGCAUUUUUUUCCGAUCUUUUGGCAUUUUUUUCCGAUCUUUUGGCAUUUUUUUCCGACCUUCUGUCCCUUUUUUCCGACCUUUUGUCACUUUUUUCCGACCUUUUGUCACUUUUUUCCGACCUUUUGUCACUUUUUUCCGACCUUUUGGCUUUCCGACCUUUUGUCUUCCGACCUUUUUGGUUUUCCGACCUUUGGUCACGGACUCGAUUUAGUGUAUAAUCUAACAAUAAGAUUAACGAACUGUGUGAAACUCAAAACAUACGUUCAGAAAAACUUGAAAGCUUGUUGUCGGUGCAGUUACAGUGUUCAGGUAUCGAUCCGUUGCGUAGAACUGUUGAUGAACCUCUUACAAUUCACAAUAACGCCGGAUGCCCGAUUUCUUAUGUUUUUGCGAUUGAUAACGGUCAGUUUCGGUAUAUUUCGUUACACGAUAAUGUAGCUAUCAUUUAGAACAAGGCAUCUCCGAAGUUUCUCAGCGUUAUGCGAUGGACUGCGUCAAACAAGAAUUUCGUCGUCGCAGGACUGACACCAAAUGGGUUUCCUCAACUUUGGCACUGCCUGCCUUCAAAGCCAACGAGGAGAGGAAGAAAUUUGAGCAAAUGCAAAUGCGUGAAGAUCUAGUCAGGCGACCUCUUCCGACUACAAUGUCGGAGUAUAAAAAUCAUCCACUGUGAGCCUAUUUUUGUUUUAGAUGAUUCUGAAACAACUUUUUUCCAGGUAUGUUUUGGAGAAAGAUCUCUUGAAGUUUGAAGCUAUUUAUCCACCUCCAGCGCAACAGAAGGCACUGGGACAACUUCGUGGGCAUAACGUGUAUCCCCGAUCCACAGUUUUCACUUUGCAAGGAGAGAAUAACUGGCUCAAGCUAGCUCGAAGUGUGAAAAUUGACGAGAAACCAUACAAAGUUGUUAAGGCAAGGCCCGAUCCCAGAAUUCCAGCAGAGGAGCGCGUGGAUCAAUUUUUGGACGUAUAUGGAUAUUGGCAAACGGAACCUUUCAGACGUCCUCAACUCGAAAAUGUACUUGUUACAAUAGAAUCACAAAACAAUCAAUGAAAACGUUCAGGGUAAAAUUCCCCAUAACGAAUAUGGCAAUGUUUACAUGUUCAACGAUAGCAUGUGUCCUCUUGAUUGUGUUCAUUUAAAGCUUCCUGGUCUGAUUCAAAUUUCUAGAAAAUUGAACAGGCAGUGUGUUCAAGCUGUAGUUGGAUGGGCGUUCGAUGGAGGAUGGACCCACCCCGUGUAUAUUCUUCAAUCUAACAUUAUCAAGGUUUUCUGUAUAUUUCAGAAUGGAUGGCGCUAUUGUUCUUCAAAAAGAUGCAGAAGAGUUUACGAGGGAGUGGGAGAAAGCCAAUAGUGGUAGGGAAGAGAAAGAGGAUAAAGUGACGCUAGAAUGGUGUUACUGAUUAUUUCAAUUUUAAUUUCAGAAGCGAGUUGAAAGAGUUUAUGAUUAUUGGAGACGAAUGAUCAAAGGAGUGAUUCGCCUGUCUUACGUUCGAAAGCAAUUUGGAGCGAGAGGGAAAUUCGCGACAAAUCGAGAAACGCUCUCAAAUUGCGCUGUGUACAAUCCAGAUGCCCGUCAGGAAGGUAUUGUUAUCAUUGAUAACAGCUCCCAACCAGAUUCUCUGCAAGGAUUCUCACUUGACGAUUUCAUCGCAAGUAAAUGA